UAUUUAUAUUUAUAUAUACAGCAGUCAGAGGCACCUGCCUCCGUGUAGUGAAGGACGAACGUGAGAGAGAGAGAGAGAGAGAGUGCAGGAUAUUUGCAUCCAUUUCGUCUUCAACAUCUUUAAACAGACGCUCUAGUCUUCUGUCGUCCACCAUGUUGGCUGUCGGACUCUUCGUGCCCCUACUGUUGCUACGGGUUGGCUGUUGCCGGGCGACCGAAGUUCCAGAGGAUGCAAGUGCCGAGUUCUGGGUCAGACUGUACCAUCAGCUCCAGAUGGCAGGGACCGAUGACAACAUCAUCUUCUCUCCACUGAGCGUGGCGCUAGCGCUGGGUAUGGUGGAGCUCGGAGCUCGAGGGUCCUCACUGCAGCAGAUCAGACAGGCUGUGGGUUACACACAGUACAGAGAAGACGAGGAGUUCGCUGUCCUCAAGAACCUAACCCAGGCUCUGAUUGUAGAUGAGGCCCAGUACGUGGUGCAUUUGGCAAACUCACUCUUCCUGCAGACCGGUGUUCACUUUAACCCUGAGUUCCUAAAGCUCAUUAAGCAUUAUUUCCAUGCUGAAGCAGAAACAGUGGACUUCAACGAGUCAGCUGCUGUGGCUCAACACAUUAAUGCCUGGGUCCAGAACCACACUGCAAAUAAGAUUCAUGACCUGGUUUCUGCGGAGGAUUUCAGCAGCUUGACAAGAAUAACACUGAUUAACGCGGUGUACUUCCGAGGCAGCUGGAAGAAUCAGUUUCGACCUGAAAACACAAGAACAUUUUCCUUUAGUAAAGAUGAUGGCAGUGAGGUGCAAACGCUGAUGAUGUACCAACAGGGUGACUUUUACUACGGUGAGUUCAGCGAUGGCAGCUCAGAGGCAGGAGGAGUGUAUCAGGUGUUGGAGAUGCCAUAUGAAGGUGAAGACAUGAGCAUGAUGAUUGUUUUGCCAAGACAGGAAGUUCCGCUGGCCUCAUUAGAACCGAUCAUCAAGGCCUCGCUGAUUGAGGACUGGGCCAAUAACGUCAAGAAGCAGAAAGUGGAGGUUUACCUGCCCAGGUUUAAAGUGGAGCAGAAGAUUGACCUGAGAGAUGCAUUACAGCAGCUCGGCAUCAAGAACAUCUUCACCAAAGAAGCAGACCUGUCGGCCAUGACAGCUGACACAGAAGAAGGGAGGGAUCUGUUCAUCGGGAAAGCCGUACAGAAGUCUUACCUGGAGGUGACAGAGGAGGGAGCGGAGGGAGCUGCCGGAUCAGGAAUGAUUGCUCUGACAAGGACCAUGGUGUUAUACCCUCAGGUUAUGGCUGAUCAUCCCUUCUUCUUCAUCAUCCGGAACAGGAAGACAGGGUCCAUCCUUUUCAUGGGUCGAGUCAUGAACCCAGAGGUCGUCGAUCCCUUCGAUCCUGACUUUGAUUCUGUUUAAUGCACCAUGAAUAGAAAGUAACGAGGCCCAAAGAGCGCCAAUGCCAUGUAUUUUCCCCUUCAUGGUUUUCUACAGGGAGAACCCUGCAUACGCAAAUUAUACUCUACAUCAUAUGUGAUUGUAUUUUGAUACUCUCAGCUUUAACCACAGGAGCAGAUGUUGUAAAUAUAUCUGAGAUAUCGGUCUCCGUGGCCAUGAUGGUAAAAGCAGCACAUGCAUUUAUACAUAUUUAUUGAGCUAAUUAACUGCAUUUCUUUUUCACCAGCCUCAGAGUAUGCACUCUUCUUUACUGUAAAUUUGCUGUUGUGUUUACAAAGUAGAUAUUUAUUGAAUAUAUACGUGCAGUUUUCUCUUACUUCUCUCUCUCUCUUGCUUUCUAUCUUUUUCCUCACUGUUCUGAAUCUUAGUAUUUUUAAUCUUCAAUGUGGCUGAAGUACUGCUGAAAUAUUGACAUGCCUUAUAAGUUUUCAAUUUCAUGAAUGUACAGUUACGGAAGCAGGGUUACCAUGGUGACUCAGUAUGCAGACCAUCUGUUUGGUGUACAGGGAUUUGAAUAAGAGACACACCAGCUGUAUUCUUGAUUUCAGAAAUAAAUAUGAAUGUGGAAAAAUCUA
This is a messenger RNA of Pangasianodon hypophthalmus (striped catfish), 2017 nucleotides long. RefSeq names its product serpin peptidase inhibitor, clade I (neuroserpin), member 1 (gene serpini1). Gene Ontology annotation, biological process: negative regulation of endopeptidase activity. The transcript has 9 exons. Gene Ontology annotation, molecular function: serine-type endopeptidase inhibitor activity. Lineage: Eukaryota; Metazoa; Chordata; Actinopteri; Siluriformes; Pangasiidae. The record is from RefSeq and is a predicted model, not a curated record. Bases 153 to 1403 code for a protein of 416 amino acids.